GGUGCAGAAGGGAAAUCCUGUUUGAAACAGUAGACUCCUCAUUUAAUGUCUGUUUCACUGUUUCAGCUGCUGGACAGCAAAACAAUUUUUUUUUUUAAAAAAGGUCAAAAAAAAUUUUUUUACAGUGACAUCAUCAGUAAAGCUCAUUCCUUUAAAGUGAUGACAUCAUUUGACAUCAGCAGAUGGAUUAUGUCGCUUCCCAUUUUAAUCUUCAGAGGCAUCAUUUGACAUCAUUUGACAUCAUCAGCCUCCUGCAUUUCAUCCUCAAGUACGAGGCAUUUUCAGAGCAAAAGGAUUUUAGAGUUCGUGGGCAAAGACACGCAAGAGAAAGAGAAACAGGAAGGUUUCACAUCUUUGGAAAACAAGAACUGAGUUUGAGUCCACUUUUUGAGAUUUAUUGACCAGUUCAUUCAAAAUGUCACACGGCGAGGAAUUUCAGCAGAUGGCCGUUUCCAUUGAAGAAUUAAAUAACGUCACAGAGAACAUUCUGCAGCAAAAUGACACUUUGAGCAAACAUCUGGAGAACAUUUGCGAGAGUUUGCGGAAAAGGAAAGAUUUGGACGCUUCAUGCAAAGAAUUGAAAAAGACACGGAAAGCUGCUAUCGAGGAAAACAGAAAACUGGUGAAGCAGCUGGAGAGUCUAAGAGUGGACGUGGAAAAGCAGAUCCACGUGGAAAAUGUGUGUGAAAAAGAGAGGAAAAGAAGAUCUCAGGCCUUGGAAAGUAACCAAGACCUGAAAACAUUAAUAGCCUCUCUUCAGACCAGACUUCAGCAGCUGCAAGAAAUGGAUCAAGAAAUUUCUGGCGUGAAAGCUGAACGUAAACUUUUGGAACGGGAGAAGAGAGAUCUGCAAUCCCAACUGAAGAAACUCCAGAAGAAGACUGACCACAAAGCACACUUGGAACUGGAUUUGAGAAAUGAAUUUGAUGAAUUCCAGGCUUUAAAACAACAAACUGAAGAACUGAGGCAAAACCUUCAGGAGUUGCAAGAACGAAAUGAGGAACAAAAGACGAUGGCAGACAACUAUCCUAGCAUGAUAGAAGAUAGGCGACGUCUCACAGAUCUGAGGGCUCAACUGGAAAGAGAGAUUUCUGAUCAGAGACAGCAGCAGGAGGAAACACAUGCACUGGCAGAUAAACUGCAACACCGUGAAGCGUUGGAGUCUGAAUAUAAGGAGAUGCAAGCACAAACUAAUGACUUGGUGACAACAUUCUUCACCCUUAACAUAGAAGUUGCCGAGCUGCAGAACCAGGUUUCAAACAUGGAUGAGGUGCAGGAAAAGCUAAAUGUUGAAAAGGAGGAAAAUUUAAAAGCAAAGAAUGAGGUUUCAGAACUAAAACAGCAGCAAAAGGAACUCUGUGAACUGGCUGUGCAAUACAAUCAGGCACUGGAUGAACUAGGAUCUCUUCGAGUGAAAACAAAGAACCUCAAAGAUGAAAAAACCAUGCUGACUGACCUUCUGAAACACCGUCAAACAUUGGAGACUGAAUACAAUGAGAUAAAAGCAGAAAUUCGAGAGGCGGAAGCUUACAACUGUCAAGCUCUCGAGGAGGUAGAUUUUCUGAAGGGGAAGCUGUCAGAGUUAGAAGAUGUGGAGAAAAGAAUUUUAAAAGCAAAGGAGGAAAAAUUAAGGGCAGAAGAAAAAUACGACCUUCUCUAUAAGGAACUCCAAGGCAUUCAAGUUCAGAUCAUGGCUCAUAAAGGGAGCACUGCUGCUCUAGAGAAAGAAAUCCAAGAUCUCCAGAGGAAAGACCAGGAACUAAAAGAGCUCAGAGCUGAAUUCAACAGAUUUUCUGAAGAAAAGUCCCAACUUGAAGACAAAAAGAAGCAGCUUCAGGAUGAAGUUUCAGAACUAAAACAGCAGCAAAAGGAACUUUGUGAACUGGCUGUGCAAUACAACCAGGCACUGGAUGAACUACGACCUCUUCGAGUGAAAAAAAAGAACCUCAAAGAUGAAAAAACCACGCUGACUGACCUUCUGAAACACCGUCAAACAUUGGAGACUGAAUACAAUGAGAUAAAAGCAGAAACUCGAGAGGCGGAAGCUUACAACUGUCAAGCUCUCGAGGAGGUGGAUUUUCUGAAGGGGAAGCUGUCAGAGUUAGAAGAUGUGGAGAAAAGAAUUUUAAAAGCAAAGGAGGAAAAAUUGAGGGCAGAAGAAAAAUACGACCUUCUCUAUAAGGGACUCCAAGACAUUCAAGUUCAGAUCAUGGCUCAUAAAGGGAGCACUGCUGCUCUAGAGAAAGAAAUCCAAGAUCUCCAGAGGAAAGACCAGGAACUAAAAGAGCUCAGAGCUGAAUUCAACAGAUUUUCUGAAGAAAAGUCCCAACUUGAAGACAAAAAGAAGCAGCUUCAGGAUGAAGUAUCAGAACUAAAACAGCAGCAAAAGGAACUUUGUGAACUGGCUGUGCAAUACAACCAGGCACUGGAUGAACUACGACCUCUUCGAGUGAAAACAAAGAACCUCAAAGAUGAAAAAACCACGCUGACUGACCUUCUGAAACACCGUCAAACAUUGGAGACUGAAUACAAUGAGAUAAAAGCAGAAACUCGAGAGGCGGAAGCUUACAACUGUCAAGCUCUCGAGGAGGUGGAUUUUCUGAAGGGGAAGCUGUCAGAGUUAGAAGAUGUGGAGAAAAGAAUUUUAAAAGCAAAGGAGGAAAAAUUGAGGGCAGAAGAAAAAUACGACCUUCUCUAUAAGGGACUCCAAGACAUUCAAGUUCAGAUCAUGGCUCAUAAAGGGAGCACUGCUGCUCUAGAGAAAGAAAUCCAAGAUCUCCAGAGGAAAGACCAGGAACUAAAAGAGCUCAGAGCUGAAUUCAACAGAUUUUCUGAAGAAAAGUCCCAACUUGAAGACAAAAAGAAGCAGCUUCAGGAUGAAGUUUCAGAACUAAAACAGCAGCAAAAGGAACUUUGUGAACUGGCUGUGCAAUACAAUCAGGCACUGAGCAAACUGGGACCUCUUCGAGAAGAAACAAAGAACCUCAAAGAUGAAAAAAGCAUGCUGACUGACCUUCUGAAACACCGUCAAACAUUGGAGACUGAACACCAUGAGAUAACAGCAGCAACAGACGUUGUGGAGGAUGAAAUCUUUGGCCUUCAAACUGAGGUUUCUGGUCUGCGGAACAAGGUUUUUAAUUUGGAUGAUGUGGAGGAAAAUGUUUCAAAAGCAAAGGAGGAACACCACUGAAGACCUGCUGGUUCAGGAAGAGAAGGACUUAGAACUCCAAACAGCACCAAAACAAAGCUCUGUGAAGGAGGAGGAUCUGACCAGGGU
Oryzias latipes (Japanese medaka) is the source of this 3277-nucleotide messenger RNA. RefSeq lists its product as uncharacterized. Lineage: Eukaryota; Metazoa; Chordata; Actinopteri; Beloniformes; Adrianichthyidae. The record is from RefSeq and is a predicted model, not a curated record.